CUGUCACUUGAAAACAUCACGGCUGUGUGCGAGGCGAGCUGAAUUUCUCAAGCUACAUCAGCAUAACGCGAGGAAUACGAGCAUAACACUGAAUCUAAAAAAACACAGUUAACUCUUUAUAUGUUAUGGACUUGUUGCUGACCGCCCAGCUCUGAGUGCGUAAGGUAAACACGUUAAUAAUCCUUCCUAACCCGCCACUUGUUGACGCAGCGCCUAUAACCCUCACGUUGUUGUCACGUAUGGAAUGGAAUCAUGGAAUGAGACGUGGAAUUCUGUGAAGUUUCGUUGUUUCAGUUGAUUCAGUUGAUUCAGUUGAUUCAGUGAAGCGACUGUUGACUGUUUAAAAGAGAAAGUGAGGGGCACCUUAUAGGUUAACUAUCCGUUCAUGGAAAGCCACGCCUGGCUGGAGUCGUCUUUGCGGCGCUCUGCCAGUCUGGGUCUGGAGGUUCUGCAGCGAGCCUCCAGGAGAAGCGUCGACUGGAGCAGCGUGGAAGCUUCCCAGACCCCCACCACCACAGAGGAAGACACACAGAUCCCUAUCAAGAGACCACGCUCAGAGCUUGAUGAUGUCUUUGCAACCAUCGCAGACUUCAUGGCCCAGACAACACAUCAGUGCAAGAGGUUUUAUGAGUCUGGCUCCUGCACUGAGCCCUCUGACACUGAGAGGAGCCAUGUGUGCAGGUUUCACUCACAGCCAGCUGCUGGGAUUAAAACACCUGCACGGUCGGCUAGAAAACACGAGAGGGCACCACAGAACCAGGGUCGUGGCUCUGCAGUCGGUGAAGAUUUCUUCAUCGACGUUUCCCCGGGGACGUACGCUGUCACUGCCUCCAUGCCGGAGUCACAGCAGCAGACUCGGAUGAUCAGUGUCCGAGCCGGAGAGAGCGUCGACCUCACCUUUAACCUCUGACCCCUCUCCUUUAACCUCCAAUACUAAAACUGACUGUGUGUGUGUGUGUGUGUGUGUGUGUGUGUGUGUGUGUGUGUGUGUGUGUGUGUGGUGUGUGUGUGUGUG
Gymnodraco acuticeps is the source of this 1015-nucleotide messenger RNA. RefSeq names its product A kinase (PRKA) interacting protein 1 (gene akip1). Gene Ontology annotation, biological process: regulation of non-canonical NF-kappaB signal transduction. Gene Ontology annotation, cellular component: nucleoplasm. The coding region runs from base 386 to 910 and encodes 174 amino acids. The transcript is spliced from 5 exons. The record is from RefSeq and is a predicted model, not a curated record. Lineage: Eukaryota; Metazoa; Chordata; Actinopteri; Perciformes; Bathydraconidae.